AUGACUCCACCAAAAAAGAAACAAAAGAAAGACAAUUCAACCAGUGCAAAUGGAACAUCAAACUCCAACUCAGAUUCAACUUCAAGUACCCCAAAAUCAUCUACCACUACCAAUUCAAAUUCAAAAUUAUCAAGAAGUAUAAGUGCUUGUAAACGAUGUAGAUCCAAAAAGAUAAAAUGUGAUCUGAAAUUCCCACAAUGUAGUAAUUGUUUACAUCAUAAAGUUGAAUGUGUUGGAGUUGAUCCUGUUACUGGUAGAGAAAUACCAAGAAGUUAUGUUGUACAUUUGGAAGAGACUAUAAAAAAAUUGGAACAACAAUUAAUUAAUCAUGGAGUAAGUACAAAUGGGUUUGAUUAUAAUUCUCAAGGAAAUCAAUUCAGUAAUGAUCAAACAAUUCUCACUCCUUCAGUUCAAAUACCAAUAAAUCAAAUUUCAAAUAAUCCACAAUUUCAACCAGUUUUGAGUAGGAACAAUUCUUCAAAUAUACCAAAUAGUUCAGGAAAAGGAGAUAUAACUUUUUCAAAAUUAAUGUCAACUGCUGUUAAAGUACAAAAGAGAAAUAAUGAGAAAAAACCAAUUAAUGAUUCUCAAAAUGGAACAGUAACAGAAGAUGAAGACAAUGAUUUAUUACAUUCAGCAGCAGUAUUACCACCAAAAUCAACUGCUUUACAAUUUUGUCAAGUGUUUUUUCAUCAAUGUAAUGCACAAUUACCUUUAUUUCAUAGAGAAGAAUUUAUUCGAGAUUACUUUAUACCAAUAUAUGGACCGAUUGAAUCAUCAAAAUUUAAUUUUGCAAGUAAUAAUGGCAGUAUUGAUGAUUCAUUUUGGACAAAUCGAAAUUAUGAUGGUUAUUGGUUUGAUACUUAUAAAUUGGAAUUUCAAAAUUUAUUGAGUGAUAAAAAUGAAGAUAUUAGAUUGAUUUCAAAUAGUAUUAUACCCCCAAAAAGGUAUCAUAUCCCUUUGUUUUUUUUGAACAUGGUUUUUGCUAUUGCUUCAUCAGUUCAUCACCUAAGGUAUCCAUCGCAUAUAUCUGAAUCUUUUAGAUUAGCUGCUAUGAAAUAUUAUGAUGAUGUUAAAGAAAAUCAAGAUCGUUUAUUAGCUUUACAAGGAAUUUUAAUCUAUGCAUAUUAUUCAAUCAUGAGACCUACUAAUCCAGGUAUAUGGUAUAUAAUGGGUGAAGCUUUAAGAAUUUGUGUUGAUUUGGAUUUACAAAAUGAAUUAAAAACAAAAUCUAAGGAAAACGUAAAUAUCGACGCUUAUACUAGAGAUAAAAGAAGAAGAAUAUUUUGGUGUACUUAUUCAAUCGAUAGACAAAUUUGUUUUUAUUUAGAUAGACCUUUUGGGAUACCUGAUGAAAGUAUAAAUACUCCAUUACCUACUUUACUAGAUGAUCUGAAAUUAAAACCACAAGAUCCAUUACCAACUGGAGAUAUUGACGAGCCUAGUUAUAAACAUAUUUCUUUAGCUUUUAUAAAUGUUAGAAAAAUUCAAAGUGAAGUUACAAAAAUUUUAUAUACAAGUUCCGAGAUUCCAAGACAAUUUCAAGAUUUAAAUCAUUGGAAAUCAGAUGUUCUUUCAAGACUUAGUGAUUGGUAUCAUAAUUUACCUACAGCAGAACAAAGGAAUUGUGAUUUUAAUUCUAUUUUUUUCAAAUUAAAUUAUCAUCAUACUUUAUUAUAUAUUCAUGGUUUAGGUCCAAGAAAUUUUAAUUUAUCUUGGACUGAUAUGCAACAGGUAUCAGUAUCAUCAAAAGAAAUAACAGAUGUUUAUUUUGAGUUAUUAUCCUCAAAAUCUGUUAAUUAUACAUGGGCAGGAGUACAUAAUUUAUUCAUGGCAGGAAGUUCAUACUUAUAUACACUAUUCAAUAGUGAAGAAAUAAGAAAACAAAAUCCGAUUGAUUUAGUAUUAAAAGUAACUUCAAAUUGUUUUCAAAUCCUACAAUCUUUAAUUGAUAAAUGUGAAGCAGCAAAUUAUUGUUGUGAAAUUUUUCAUAAUUUAACUAAAGUUAUUAUACAAUUAAAAUAUCCAGGUGAACAUAAUUUUGAAGGUCCAAGAAUAAGUAAAGAAUCAAUAUAUCGUAUUAAUAAUGGAAAUGUUAAUCUGAAUCUUUUUAGUUUAAUAAAUGAAUUAGAUCAUUUAAAUCCAUUAAUUUCUCCAAGUUCAGAAUUAGUUAGUGAUCAAAUUUCACCAAAAUCACAUCAAAAUCCAGUACAACAAACUCAGGUCAAUCAUCUUUAUCAACGCCACAGACACGAACAAGAACAACAGCAUCAACUACUACAGCAACAACAACAACAACAGCAGCAGCAACAGCGACAACUACAAACUGAGCAUGGUCAAACAAAAAAUGAAUCUAAUGCAUUACUUCAAUUUGAAAACUUUGAAUGGAAUGAUGUUGAUUUCGACUACUUUUUUGAGGAAUUGAAUCAUAAUCGACAACUGGAAAAAUCAAGUCCAACUACUAAUAGGGAAGGUAAAAUGUCAUUUGAAUUGUUACAUAAUAUGACUAAUGAUAGAAUUUGGGAUGAAUUUUUUACAUCCAAAUAG
Lodderomyces pseudojiufengensis is the source of this 2547-nucleotide messenger RNA. It is a transcript of the gene PPR1, whose product is annotated as Ppr1p. Lineage: Eukaryota; Fungi; Ascomycota; Pichiomycetes; Serinales; Debaryomycetaceae. The transcript has a single exon. Gene Ontology annotation, molecular function: sequence-specific DNA binding; DNA-binding transcription factor activity, RNA polymerase II-specific; zinc ion binding. Gene Ontology annotation, biological process: positive regulation of transcription by RNA polymerase II; DNA-templated transcription. Bases 1 to 2547 code for a protein of 848 amino acids. The record is from RefSeq and is a predicted model, not a curated record.